Messenger RNA from Aspergillus neoniger CBS 115656, 1476 nucleotides. Its product is annotated as putative MFS transporter. The transcript is spliced from 3 exons. NCBI's taxonomy places the organism in Eukaryota, Fungi, Ascomycota, Eurotiomycetes, Eurotiales, Aspergillaceae. Gene Ontology annotation, molecular function: transmembrane transporter activity. The record is from RefSeq and is a predicted model, not a curated record. Bases 1 to 1476 code for a protein of 491 amino acids. Gene Ontology annotation, biological process: transmembrane transport.
AUGAGCCCCCCAUCAGAGAAAGUGAUUCCAUCCGAGACGGAUGAAGAGAGUGGUGAGUAUCCCUUUCUGGUCGACUUUGAAGGACCUGAUGAUCCUCUCCUUCCGCUUAACUGGUCCAUUACGCGGAGAGUUUGGGUCACUUCAGUGGUGGCUAUCCUGAAUCUCAUUGGAACGGUUGCCAGCAGCAUCUUCGAGACUGGCAAUGAGACAUUCAUGCAAGAGUUCAACAUUAGCCAUGAAGUCGCCGUGCUGGGGACGAGUUUAUUUUUGGUAGGCUACAUAUUUGGUUUCCUCACCUUCGGUCCUCUCUCCGAGCGAUUCGGUCGUAAAUGGCCCAUGUUACUAGGAAUCACCCUCUCCUCGCUCUUCGACUUGAUGCCUGCCCUUGGGCACAACCUGGCCACCAUCUUGCUUGGUCGUUUCUUCGGCGGGUUAUUUGGCGUCGCACCAGUCGCGAUAUUCGGCGGCGUCGUGAGUGACUGCUGGCCCAUGGCCCAUCGCGGGAUUGCCAUGGCAUUGGCAGUGUCACUCGUAUUCUCCGGACCUACGUUUGGUCCUGUCUUUGGAGGAUUCAUCAUGUCCUCUCCAACCCUCGACUGGAGAUGGAACAUGUGGGUGGUCAUCAUCGUGGGACUGGGAGCCUCGCUGCUAUGCGUUUUCGCCUUUCCGGAGACGUAUGCACCGAUGAUUCUGCGAAAGAAGGCGCAGGCACUUAGGAGGAAGACAGGUAACUUUAAUCUUAAGACUGCGUCGGAUGAGAAGUGGAUAAGUCUGGAGGAGAUCACGAGGGUUUAUCUGAUUCGGCCUUUUUGGCUCUUCACCACGCAACCCAUCCUCGCCCUCCUUACCCUCUACCAAUCCUUCAUUUACGGCAUUCUCUUCCUGUUCUACCAGACCUACCCCAUCGCAUUUGGCGAAGACCGCGGCUGGCCCACAGCCCUCAAAUACCUCCCCCUCAUGGCCAUCAUCUGCGGUGUCUUCGCUGGCGCCAUCGGCAUCAUUAUCCACAACCAAGUCCACUUCCGUCACCAUUGCCAUGCCCCCGACGGUAUCACCUUCAUCCCCGAAGCCCGUCUGCCGCCCAUGAUCGUCGGCGGCAUCAUGGUCCCCAUUGGUAUGUUCUGGUUUGCAGGCACCGCUACGCCGGCCACCAUUCCCUGGCCCAGCGCCAUCUGUGCGAGUUUCUUGAUUGGCUGCGGCAUGUAUUUGCUCUUCAUUCAGGGGUUUAAUUACAUCGUGGAUAACUAUACCAGUAUGGCGAAUAGUGCCAUGGGGGUCAAUGGGUCCAUGAGGAGUAUUUUUGGGGCAGUGUUUCCGCUGUUUGCUAAUCAGAUGGUGAAUGGGCUGCGGGUACAGAGGACGACCAUCGUUUUGGCGGCGAUUUGUGUGGCUUUGGUGCCGGUGCCGGUUUGCUUUUGGUAUUGGGGGGACAGGAUUAGGAAGUGGUCGUCUGCGAAGGUUCCUGAUAAUUUAUGA